Molecule: messenger RNA, 1068 nt
Organism: Microthlaspi erraticum
Lineage: Eukaryota; Viridiplantae; Streptophyta; Magnoliopsida; Brassicales; Brassicaceae
Source: the annotation of a GenBank genome assembly
AUGGAGUUACUUGUCCGUAUUCAAACCCUUUUUAACCUGAAGGUAUCUUCUCUCCCUAUUCGUUAUCUGGGUCUCCCUCUCUCAUCCAAGCAGCUUACUGUGGCGGAUUGUGACCCUUUGCUAGUUCUUAUCAAAAGGAAGCUGGAUUCUUGGUCUAAUGAGCUUCUAAGCUUGGCUGGAAGACUUUCAUUGCUUUCCUCGGUUAUUGCCGGAAUCGUUGGGUUUUGGACGAGUGCCUUUAUAUUACCAAGGAGGGUGAUUCGGAAAAUCAAUAUUCUUUCAAGCUCUUUUCUGUGGCAUGGCAAAACGGGUAUUGCCUCUGGAGCAAAGGUUGCUUGGAACUCUCUGUGUUUCCCCAAGGAAGAAGGUGGUCUUGGACUUAAGGAUAUAUCGAGUUGGAAUAAUGCUUGUCUGCUGAAACUGAUUUGGUUGUUGUUUUUUCGAGCCGGUUCUAUUUGGGUGGCUUGGAUUCGUCGAAGGUAUCUUACUCAGUCGUCUUUCUGGGCUCUCAAUGAUAGGAAUCCUUCCUUUUCUUGGAUGUUCAGAAAGAUCUUGAAGCUUCGAGCUAAAGCCAUUCAGUUCUUCAGCAUUAAAGUUGGUCGAGGGGACUCUACUUUCUUUUGGUGGGACCCUUGGACUCCGUUUGGUUCUCUCCAUGCUUUUCUAGGUGCAUAUGGACCAUCACGUUUAGGCAUCCCGCUUUCUGCUACUGUUUCUGAUGUUUGGAAUGGUUCGGGAUGGAAUUUACCACCGGCACGAACAGAACGUCAGGUCUUGCUUCAUUCAUAUCUUUUAUCUAUCGGAUGUUCUGAUCUUGCUGAUGGACCGGUUUGGUCUCUUCAAGGAGUUCCUCAGAGAACGUUUUCACUUAAGGCGGUGUGGAAUGAGAUUCGUCCCACUAAGCCAGAGGUGUUUUGGGCCUCUUUACUAUGGCAUAAAGCGGGUCUAGCUCGUCAUCAGACCAUUACUUGGUUAUUCCUUCUCAACCGGAGCCCCACUUUAGACCGGAUGGCUACUUGGGGUUAUGAUACGGAAGGGGUUUGUUUACUGUGUGGUGGUGCUUUGUAG